CCUAAGUAUAGGUUCUCUAUUAAUAAACGUAUUCGGCGAGAGUUAGAAAAAGUUGAACAAAAAAUAUGGGUUUGUGGAGGCGUUUCCCUAGAGUACCCUCAGUUAGCGACCUCAACAAUGUUGUUGCUUCCUCCGGGAGUAUGAUAGUGGUCUCCAACAGGCUGCCCUUCGUACUACAGAGAAACAAGGAGGGAAAGCUCAUACGCAAGGCGAGUGCUGGUGGUCUUGUGACAGCGGUAGCCCCUGUAGUCAUAAACUGUAAUGGAUUAUGGGUGGGAUGGCCUGGUAUACAUUUAGAGGAUCCAAAUGAGCCUAUUCCCGAAUCAGACCCUUCUGAUAUUACACCCACAGCUGGACUAAAGUCAGAAAAAGUAGUAGCAGUACAGAUCGAUCCAGCGAUUUUCGACUCGUACUACAAUGGAUGCUGCAACGCUACCUUCUGGCCCUUGUUCCAUUCGAUGCCUGACAGAGCCACCUUUAAGGGUGAGCAUUGGAAGUCCUAUGUAAGAGCAAACAAGGAAUUCGCAGAGUGCACCAUGAAAGCGUUGAAGUCUUUACCAAAAUCGACGACGGACAUCCCCUUAAUUUGGAUACAUGAUUAUCAUCUCAUGUUGGCCGCAAACUGGAUUAGGCAGGCAGCAGAAGACCUUGACAUCCCAUGCAAACUGGGCUUCUUUCUGCACAUUCCGUUUCCUCCAUGGGACAUUUUCAGACUGUUUCCCUGGUCUGAUGAAAUUCUGCAGGGCAUGCUUGGCUGUGACAUGAUCGGUUUCCACAUAACUGACUACUGCUUGAACUUCGUAGACUGCUGUCAAAGGAAUCUUGGUUGUCGUGUCGAUCGAAAGAACCUACUUGUUGAACAUGGUGGUAGAACUGUCCGAGUACGCCCGUUACCCAUUGGUAUACCAUUUGAGCGAUUUGUGGAGUUAGCAGAGAAGGCACCUAGACUGCUGUCCACCAACCAAAAAAUUAUUUUAGGUGUAGAUCGUUUAGACUACACAAAAGGACUAGUACAUAGGCUUAAGGCCUUUGAGAAAUUGCUUGAAAACCACCCUGAGCACUUAGAGAAAGUUUCUCUUCUACAAAUAUCAGUUCCUUCCCGUACUGAUGUGAAGGACUACCAAGAUCUCAAAGAAGAAAUGGAUCAAUUGGUUGGUAGGAUAAACGGACGAUUUACUACACCUAAUUGGUCUCCCAUUAGGUACAUUUAUGGAUGUGUCAGUCAAGGCGAGUUGGCAGCUUUCUAUCGUGAUGCUGCAGUGGGACUAGUCACCCCCUUACGUGACGGGAUGAAUUUAGUUGCGAAAGAAUUUGUCGCUUGUCAAAUCAACACUCCACCUGGUGUAUUAAUCGUGUCUCCUUUUGCUGGAGCGGGAGAGACUAUGCACGAAGCACUCAUCAGCAACCCUUAUGAAAUUGAUGAUGCGUCCGAGAUAAUUCACAGGGCACUUACCAUGCCUGAGGACGAAAGAAUUCUACGCAUGAACUACUUGAGGAGAAGAGAAAAGCUGAACGACGUGAAUUAUUGGACAAAGUCAUUUUUGUCGGCCAUGGGGUCGCUCUUAACUCAGGAAGAUCACGAUGAUAUAGGGUCCAUUACUAUGCCUGCUGUCACAUUGGAUGACUUCGAUGAGUACUUAGCAAAGUAUAUUGGAGAUACACUAAAACUGGCGCUUUUGCUAGAUUAUGACGGCACUUUGGCACCUAUUGCACCUCAUCCUAAUCUCGCUAUCAUCCCCGCCGAAACAAAGAACGUUCUUCAAAGGCUUUCCAAUCUUUCAGACUGUUACAUAGCUAUCGUCAGUGGAAGAAAUGUAAAUAAUGUUAAAGAAAUGGUGGGAAUUGAAGGCAUCACCUACGCGGGCAAUCACGGUUUAGAAAUCCUCCAUCCUGACGGCACCAAAUUUGUCCACCCGAUGCCAACGGAAUUUCACGACAAGGUAGGCGAGCUAAUGCGCCAACUUCAAGAAAAAGUAUGCAGGGACGGUGCGUGGGUCGAGAAUAAAGGAGCCCUGUUGACAUUUCACUUUAGGGAAGCUCCUGUCCACCUUCGGCCUGUAUUGGAAAAAGAAGCAAUCUCCAUGAUUGAGAAUGCCGGAUUCGCAGCAGUAAAAGCGCAUUGUGCAAUUGAAGCCAAACCACCGGUGCAGUGGAAUAAGGGUAGGGCUUCUAUAUAUAUCCUACGGACAGCUUUUGGGGUGGAUUGGUGCGAAAGGAUUAGGAUUAUAUAUGUAGGAGAUGACGCUACUGACGAAGAUGCUAUGAUGUCCCUGAAAGGUAUGGCUGCCACUUUUAGAGUAACAACCUCUCAAAUCACAAAGACAUCAGCCGAACGUCGUCUUCCCUCUACUGACUCAGUUCUUACCAUGUUGAAGUGGGUUGAGCGACAUUUAUCACGUAGGAAACCAACCCUCGAGUCGAAUUCGUACAGAAGGGGAUCCACCCAACUUGCAAGACAUGCCAUGCAAAUGGAGAUGUCUAUGGCAAACAAUAUAGAUACAUCUCCGACAGAUAAUCAAAUAAACUCCACUGAUUAGUUGUUUAGAUUAUAUGUAAUCAACGAUUGAAGUGGACCAGUAGGAGAAUCGUCAGCCAAUUUUAUAUCAAAUAAUUAUCAAUGUUAGUAAUAACACUAUCCAUGUCAAGUGUCAAAAUUAGGUAAUACAUUAUGUUUUCGUGUUGCUUUUCUCCAUUUAUAUAAUUUUGGCUGUAUGUUCAAAAUCACUCACAUAAUUUAUAGAAAAAAAUUAUAGCACAUUCUUAUUACAAGAAUAAAAAAAUAUUAAAUUAAUAAGCAAGUUAGCAUAAUAUCAAAUGAAGCAGUUGUCAUCAAUCGUUGAACGUGUAAAUAGAUACAUUUAUUUUUUUUAACUCAUAGACUGAUAUACAAUGAGCAGUGUCAAAGUAUUGCACAUGUAUAAUAUUUUUUUUAAAUCUUAUAUUUUAAUAAUAUAUUAUUUAUGUAACAAAAGUAAUCGUCAAGAUUGAACCUUACUCCCCCCCAAAUCAUUAAAUCUUUGACUAUCCAACUCACGCUGCUGGCUGUCCUGUUUAGGUAGCUUAUAUUUAUUUUGUUGAAAUGUAUCAGUUAAUAUCAGAAUUAAAUAAAUUUUUGCAUGGCUGUGUUAAAUGCUAGUGAAAUAUUUGAUUAUCCCUUUGUUGUCUUUUAUGUUCAAUAAUUUUAGUUAGCCCAACAAAUUAUUUGGCAAACAGAAACCAAAUGUAGACAUAAUUAAUAAACUGUUUAUUUUUGUCUGCUGAAAUUAAUUUGUGGCAAUGCCAGUUUUGUGAAUUCGAAAAUUUGGUAAAUAUUUCAUAAUUUUAUAACUAUUCCUUGACAAUAAACGCACUCCACAGUACCAUAAUUUUCAAUAAAGAAGUUCUCGUUCUAUGUUUUACUUAUGUUUUGAAAUUUUUUCUCAGAUUAAGGAUAAAUCGAAAAGUAAAUCAUUAAUUUUAUAAGCUAUGUUAUCAGUGUAUUAAAUGUAAAUAGUUUUAUUAUCAUUUGUUUAAAUUAAAAUAAGUUCGUAACUGCACUUAUAAAUUCUGCAAACUAUUCAGUUAUAUUAAAAUUUUCAAAAUUAUUUGGUGUACUGUGUCUGUUAUUAAAGUAUUUUUUCAAUAGUGAAGCACAAUGAUUUAUAAUACCUAAUAAACUUUUAAUUUUUUAAAUUCUAUACCACAACAAACAUUCAGUAGGUACCUACUCAAAAAGUAUCGUUAAAAGAACUACAUGUAAUACUUUAUUUUAACGUAUUUUAGGUUUAUAUGUUAAAUUAUAUUUUGUUAUUUCUAUCUAUCGUUGUCAAUCAUAAAUCAAAAUUGCCAAAAAAAAAAAAACUGAAUUAUUUAUACUGUAAAUUAAAUUAUUAUUAUUAAAAUAUUAAAUUAAGUAUUCAUAGCCAUAAUCAUAUUCUAAUUUUUGUAUAGCCGUAGACAGAAGUUCAAACAAUUUUUAUUUUGUAGAGCAACAAUUGUCACAUGUAUUAGGGAUUUUAAAAUAAAAAAUCUAACUCA
Molecule: messenger RNA, 4017 nt
Organism: Anoplophora glabripennis (Asian longhorned beetle)
Lineage: Eukaryota; Metazoa; Arthropoda; Insecta; Coleoptera; Cerambycidae
Gene: Tps1
Product: alpha,alpha-trehalose-phosphate synthase [UDP-forming]
Exons: 8
Coding region: 66-2537 (823 amino acids)
Biological process (GO): trehalose biosynthetic process
Cellular component (GO): alpha,alpha-trehalose-phosphate synthase complex (UDP-forming); cytosol
Molecular function (GO): catalytic activity
Source: RefSeq, a predicted model, not a curated record